CCGGAAGUCUUUACGGCUUUUAAGGUAUUUGAGAUUUCCUGCAAGCAAACAUCCGGAGGAAGAGUCCGAGCUCUCCGAAGCCAAACGAUACAACACGAGUAACGUAAGCUCUGCGUUGCUAUUGGAGCGUUGCGCCCCUUCUCCUUCUCCAGGGCCCCUAAGGAGCCCCCUACUUGGAGGGCUCACAGGGAGCCCGCUCCUGAUCGGACAGCAGGCUGCAUCCUUGCAGCUGGCUCAGCUGAAAGCCCAGCUAGCACUGACGCAGAUAAACACCGCUCUCGCUGUUGGCACUCAAGCUGUGAACUUGACAGCCAACUCCAACACACCUUCUCCCUACAUACGCACAGCUCCCCCCUCCCCGACUGCUGCGGCCAUCAAUCUCCUUAACCUUCUGAAGAUUGCAAACACCAUGUCUCAUCCCCUAUAUAACCCCUAUGCUUCUGGGAACCAAAGUUCCUCCCAGGGGCAAUAUGGACUCUCCAGUAUGCAGGCAGAGAGGGACCCUCGAAGGUCAUCCUCUUGCCUCGGACCUGGGUCCAGCUUCAGCUCUUCUGGAGUUUCUUCUGUAACCACUGCCAACUCUGGGGGAGUGAUCCCAUCGCUGCUGGCUCAAUCAGUGAGCUACAGGCCUGAACAGAGCAGGACCAAAAUAGAUGAAGACCUAGAGAGGUCUAUAGACAUGCAUAUUAGCAGAGCCAGAGAGGAAGUGAGGUUUCUUGGCAAACCGGCGCAUCAGCCCGUAGGCCAGGGCACUCGCUUUACUAGCAUUCAAAGAGAUGACUUUCUCUCCCCAUCCAAAGGGAUGACCAGCUAUCCGAUGUCCUCUACCACUGCCUCUCAAGGACAUAGACAGUCUGAUGUUGAAAGUGGCAGUACCUCCUUGGACUGGUUGCCAAGCUACACAAGGUCAACUGCUGAUGAUUCCUCUAAAUUUUAUUCAUCAUCUGCUUCAUCUAGCUAUGGCAGUGGAGACAGUAGGUUUAAUACCUCCAGUGAAAGAGAACGUGAUAUGCAGUCCAUUCCAGGGUUAGGGGAUUAUGACUAUCCAGUGCCAGACAAACCUGCGGCCCCUACUGAGUCAAGUCGCCCCAAGUACACUUCUGAAUCAGCUGCUAACAUCCUUUUGCAUUUUGGACUUGAAAAAGAGGACUUGGAGCAUCUCAUCUCUUACCCUGAAGACCAGAUCACCCCUGCCAACCUGCCGUUCAUCUUGCGCCAAAUCCGGAUUCAGAAGGCCAAGAGAGCUACGACUGCAGAUCACUCAAAAACUUAUCGUGAACCCCAGUCCACCAGAAGUGUGAGUGGAAUGGACAGUUUGAGUAGUUCUGGAGGGGCAGGGAGACGCCAGGAGGAAAUGUCAUCGGCCGUUCCCCAGCCCAGUAAAGUGAUUGACUAUGGCCAUACUGGCAAAUACGCUGGAGGGGUUGUGAAUGAGAUUGGAAGGACCAGUGGCAGAAGAGCUAACACUGAUGGUAGUGGCAGUAUGUUGGCGGUGGACACCUUUGAUAGUAGCAGCCACAGUCGAGAACCACUGCAAAAAGGUAUAACAGAGGUGAAAAGCAUUGCCUUGGGUUCUUCACGUGACCAGGGCAGCUCUGUUACCAGCUCUUCGUACAGUUCAAUACGGAGUUCUGUAGCCCCCGCGAGCAAUGAUCCAGUGAAACGAUUGCAGACCCAACCAAACCAGACUUCUCAAACAAUCCUCAGCUCUUUCCCUCUGCCAAAGAAAGACACAGACACAAGAGGCUUCAGGUCAGAAGCCCCCAAACCUCUUCCUAUGAAAGAACCAGAGGCAGAUCGCCAGUCAUCGUUGAAAACCCAACUAUCCAGCAAUCUGUUCCACGGUGUGCAUCCUGGCCGACCUGGUCUUGUGCUCAUUGGCAGCAAUGAUGCCAGUGGCACUAAGGAUCAGAGUACAAAUCAAGGAAAAGUGUCAAAGGUUGCUGAGCAGAUGAAAAAGCAGGAGACGCAGCAGCAACUGAAGCAGCAGGCGCAGCAGCAACUGAAGCAGCAGACGCAGCGGCAACUGAAGGAGCAGGCGCAGCAGCAACUGAAGCAGCAGGCGCAGCAGCAACUGAAGCAGCACACACAGAAGCAGCAGGCACAGAAGCAGCCAGUAUUGCAACUGGGGCAAGCAUUGUGCCCUCCAAUUUUUUCUGCUGCGCAACCCGUUCAGCUUACUUCUCUCAUCCCCAGCAGCACGGAUGCUUCACAUGCCGUGCAACGUUCAGUGUUUAACCCUGGUGAGCCUCACCCUAUCGUUAUUCCUCGAGCACCACCUCAGCCGAUCCUGAGUCCGGUGAACUUCAUUCGUAUGUCACUGACGCCUUCCAGCAGUCAGCAUCCAGCAAAGAGGCCAGUCUCCAAGGGUCUGCCAACACCAGCCAUGAUGCAUGACUAUGCGGCGGCCACACCGAGAGUCUUUCCACAUACCUGUUCUCUGUGUUACAAAGAAUGCACUCAUAUGAAGGAUUGGAUCUCCCAUCAGAACACCAGCCAUCACCUUCAGAGCUGCAAAGUCCUCCGGGCACAAUACCCAGAGUGGGAUGGUGAGAUAAUACUGGGGCCCAGUGCUCCAGGGAAAGAUGCCAAGCCCUCGCCCUCAACUUCUGCCCAGACUUCCCAACAUCGUCACCAGAAAACCAGGCAUAGAAGCCGCUCCCGUUCCCGCUCGCCCAGCCCCCGUAGGCACCAUGGCUCCGAGGGUAGAAGAGAGAAACGCAGCAGAUCACGAUCACCGCACGGCUCCAGAUACACUCGCGGAUCCCGGUCUCGUUCUCGCUCUCCACGUUAUGACCGUCCUCCCUCCUCCCGCUCCCCCAGUCCCCGUAGGCACCAUGGCUCAGAGGGUAGAAGAGAGAAACGCAGCAGAUCACGAUCACCGCACAGCUCCAGAUACACUCGCGGGUCUCGUUCUAGCUCUCCAUGGUAUGACCGUCCGUCCUCCUACCGCUAUCGGUCGCGCUCAAGGAGCCAUGAGAGACGAUCCUUACCAAGGAGGAGAGACGAGAAACGGUUCUCGCCAAGAAGGAGUGAAGAGAGACGGUCAUCUCCGAGACGGAGUCGUGAAAGACGAUCAUCACCAAGGAGGGGUGACGACAGACGAUCAUCUCCAAGAAGAAGCCGUGAAAGACGAUCGUCCACAGAGAGGUCAUCCCCUCAACGGAGGAGGUCGAGCAGUGCAGAGAGACUGGCUAAGAAACUAUUGGAAAAAUCAGCUGUCCAGUCACUGGCAAAAGGGUCUGACCUGGAGGCUGUGGUUAAAACUCUGGCCCCUGCCUUACUGGCCGAGUUAGCCAAGAUUAAGUCUUCCUCAUCAUCAUCCUCUUCAUCGUCCAAAGGAGGAAAACACUCUCAGUCCUCUCCCUCUGCUGGGGGAAAGAUCUCAUCCUCUGCUGCCUCUUUGUCAUCCUCCUCCUCAGCAGCAAAGAAAAAGGAGUCAACGACAACAUCCUCUAAAGCAAAGCCCAUCCUGCAGACGAGGAUGAAGUCUUCCUCAUCAUCAUCCUCUUCAUCGUCCAAAGGGGGAAAAUGCUCUCAGUCUUCUCCCUCUGCUGGGGGAAAAAGCUCAUCCUCUGCUGCCUCUUCGUCAUCCUCCUCCUCAGCAGCAAAGAAAAAGGAGUCAACGACAACAUCCUCUAUAGCAAAGCCCAUCCUACAGAGGAGCGAGGAUACUGUUUCCGAGGAGCAAAAGAAGACUCCUCUGAAAAAACCUGCCAUUUCCAGUGUCUCCCCACCUCAGACCACUAAAUCCACAACCACUGCUACCCCUGGAACAGCUGUUCUCCCUAAUCCUCAAAAAACGUCACUUAAUUGCCCUACAAAGCCUUUAUCUUUACCCUCACAAAAACCUACAACAACCACCCCCGAAAAAAACACCACAGGCAAACCUACUAAUGAGGAAAUUAAAGGCUUAACAAAUGUCACUGAAGCAAAAGUCAUGAUCUCAAAAGCAAAAAAUGUCACAACCGAGCAGAUGGUCAAAAUGGAAAAAUCUAUGGUGCAGCUGAAAGAGACAGCUAAGGUUGAUAAAUCAGAAAACAUUAUUGUUGCUGAGCCAACUAACGGCUCAGAAAUUGGCACUGAAUCAAAGGUCUCGGCGUCCAAAUCGGAAACAACCCCAACUUCUCAGAUACCCAAAACACCAGUGGACAGUUUGUCAGCAGCAGGAGCUAUGAUGGAAGAAAAGGGGGAAGAAACAGCAGCAAAAGCUAUAAAUCUGCCAUCUGUAUCUAUGGCUUCAGAAAACUGCCCUGAUGUAGAGACUUUCAAGGCUAAAGAAUUGGAAACAAAGAUUCAAGAACCUGUGGUGGUACUGGAAGACAUAGCCAGGGUUGUUGAAACAGGAAAUGCAAAAGUUUCUGACUUGAAGCGCCAAGCAGAACUAGGCAAAGUUGAUGUUGAGGCAAAGGAGGCCGAAGAUGCUGAACCAAUGGAGCUUGGGGAAACAGGCGUCCGUCAAGUGCCAGAACCCAUGGAAUUUGAAAGUUGUGUUGAGGACAAAGGGGAAAAACUGACAGAUACAGUGGCCGUAUCAGACCAAUCGAGUGAGAGUCAACCACCAACCAGUAUAGAUGACACCAGACCAGAUUUGUCUCCACCUAAACCUGCCCCUGUUCAACCUCAAACAGAAGCAGUUCCUAAACGUUCGGACAACAAUACACAGAGCCCACAGACCUCCAUUAAAACUCCAGAAACCUCAGUCAAGUCUCCAUCGCAGGUCCAGCAAAGCACCCUGCGGGAACCACAGUCCACUGCACCACGACUGGAGACCAAGAUAGACACCUCACAAGUCCAACGGCAGGCUGCAUCAAGCUCAACUGAAGCUGCUUUAGAGGCCAAGCUGACCGUGGAAAAGGGGGAGAAAAAAACAACGCAAAAAGAUCCUGCGUCUGCCAUGAAGACCCAGAGGGAUCCAGCAUCAGCCAAGGAUGCCUCCAAAGCUGUCAGCAAUGUUUCGGCUAUGGCGACUGAAGUAGCUGCCUCUGCCAAAAAUGAGCAUACAGCUGUAGCAGUGAAGGAACAGCAAUCGGCAGCAACCCAAUCUUCUUCAGCUGCAGUUACCCUGACUAUUGGGGAAAUGGUAGAAAAGCACCUGCGUCAAAAUAGAAUCACGUGCCUCAAGAGGAAAACAUGCUUCUUACCAAAAUUUUUUUCACUUGGUAAGAAGCAGUUGUUAAUAACCAACCUGCCGAAGUAUUACGAUGGCUGCUACACAGAGGAAGACAUUGCCAAGCUGCUCGUUCCGUUCGGCUUUCAAUAUGAAGAUGACAACAUCUAUGUUGUUCCUCAGGCACGCAUGGCCUUUGUUGUGAUGUCGACAGUGGGGGAUGUGCAGAACAUUAUGAAAGACACCAGAGGGAAUUGCCUUACUCUCAAAAAGUCUAGACUUCACUUGCAUGUAGUGGACAGUGGCAUAACAAUGUCACCACUUGGGUUUUAUAAAUCACUGAUGAAGAGGAUGAAUUCACCUGUGAUUGAUGAUGGAGAGAGAACAAUCGUUAUCAAGAACAUUUCACCAAGUGAGUCCAGAGACCUAAGGGAAGCCUUGAGAAAAAUCGAUUUUGUCAGAAACUACAUGCCUCUCCUCAACAAGGUAUUUAUCGAAUUUGAGUCCAUUCGUGAUGCUGAUCGGCUCGGAGUUUGGUACAGCCUCCUGAAACAGGACCCUGGUCACAGAGUCUAUAGGCUGAAAACACCGCAUAGUGGCUGUACAGCACUACCACCGAGACUUGCUGCGAACGCAAUGCCAGACAGCAAAGAUGCUGUUCCCCGGGCAACUAUCCCGACAACAAAAUAUGGCGUUCCACAGGGCAGUAUUUCACCGUUUUGGGUCAUGAUGACAACCAGUCCCUUUGUGUUCCCUACCAUGUCUCCUUGGUUCAUCAUCCCAGAUUAUCUGACAGUCAGAGGAAGCGACGACCUUGCGAAAGCCAACAGUCAAGGGUCUGUCUUCCCCACAAUCAUGUUGACCGGUUUGCCAGAAGGAAACUUUAAGCACGAGGAUGUCGCCAAGCUGGUCUGGCCCUACUUCCCCAAACAAAACCUUCAUUCCCUGUACUACAACGUGACUGUCUUAACACUGCAAAGGAGGGCUUUUGUGUAUUUCAGCGAUUGGACUUCCUGCUGUGAUUUUGUCCGAGAUCACCUCAGUAAUCCAGUUUCUGUCAGAGGCUCCACACUCAGGAUCCACUUCGUUUUACAGCACAUGUCUCCUGAAUCAAGAGAGGAGACCAUGUAUAAAACUCUGAUGAAAUGGAGCAACGCUCGUGUUCCAGAUCUAGAGUCUCUGGAGGAGCGGUUACUCUGUGUGGAGAUCUCUGAGACAGCUAUGGAUGUCGUCAAAAUGGUCAUGGAAGUGGUGGCGUCCAUUGCUGCUUUUGUCAGCUUCCUGCCGCUUGCCAACAGGAUAUGCGUUGAGAUGGCUGACUCCAGUGGUGUAACACAGGUGCUGGAGAAGUACAACACUUUCUCACCGGACUCUGUAUCUAAGCGCUUAACUUGGAGUAAAGUUCAACGCUUUGAGACUUUGAAGAGCCUAAAACAGCGUCUUGAAGAUUCCAGUGAGAUCACAAUAAACCUUGAAGAGGACACCGUCGAUGUUGAAGCUAAACCCCCAACACAGCCUCCUCCUUCUGAACUUUCUGAUAAUGGGCAGCAGCCUGCUCUGCAAACCAGUACUCCUGCCUCUGCUGAACCAGUAGCCCCUGAUGGAUCCAUCAUUUGUGAAUCCGUCACGGCAGGACCAAGUGCCACCGCUGCAAGUGACGUAGCAGUGGAGGAUGAGGGUGAGCAACUGGGAACUGAGAUUUCCAUGGACUCCACCAUUGCUCCAACAGCAAGUAAAGAUGUAGAGAAAGCAGAGGUAAAGAGGGAGAACAAGUCACCAACAACUACAGAUGCUGCUGCUGGUAGAAACACCGUCCCCGCUGCUUCCAGACCCACACUCUCAGCCAAAAGUCUGGUCAAGCCCCAAGAGAAUGUCGCAGAACUUCUUCAUAUUGACGAGGACAUUUUCAGGGCUCUUACAGCAGCAGUUCGCCAGCACAGACUCACCCGAGAAAGCAGGACACACAGUGAGGAGAAGGAGAGCCCCAGCAAAGCCAACACAAGCUCUGCAAUUGUAAAAGAUGAAGACAUCAAGAGACAAGAGAAGGAUGAUUUUACAGAUGAUGUUGUUUCUUCAGACGCCUACCUUUUUGAUCAGCAAAAUUUCAACAUGGAUGACUUUGUCACUGUUGAUGAAGUUGGCGAGGACAUUGGAGACAGAAGCCCUGACCACCAGAGCUGCUCCUCUUUUGAGCAGUCCUCCAUGGAGGAGAAAGAAAGGCAAAGCCCAGACGCAUUAUCUGCUGCUAAACAGACCUCAACAAGGUCCUUGAGAGACUAUAAGAUCUCAGCCUUUUCUUCCUCAUCUUCAUCCUCCUCAUCCAAGCCAAAUAAAGACUCCAUGAAGAGCAGCUCAUCUUCUAACUUGACCUCUGUGUCACCAAGAAAGCCCAAGGACUCAUCUGAGCGUACCAAAUCCCCUCCCAAACCCUCUUCUUCUGCCAAUGUUAGUAAGAUCCAUGCUGCCUCUUCUUCACUGUCUGUUGAAACCCCUUCCUCUCCUGGUCAGAAAGCACAACAGGGUAGGAAAAAAUCUCCAGUCAAAAUGUCUGAUACUUCAUCUUCGGGUUGUAUCACCCGAUCGUCCUCCACUGCACGUGAAAGGGAGGCGUCAAUAGAGACCCAUCCUGAGAGAGACAGAGAAGAAGCAAAAGCCUCAGAGAGUGCAGUGGCAAAGUCUGACCACAAAGUGUCAGCAGAGGGAAUUGCUGAAAAAACUGUUGAGUCACAGACAAAAAUAGAAACAUCAUCAGAGAUGCAUCCAGCUGCGCAGGGACAGGGGUUAGAGUUGAGCCAAGCCCAGAGUCUGGGGAUUGAUUUUAAGGAUAACACACUCAAAGACCUAGAGAAGAGCAUAGAGAAAAGGAAAGAAGAUGAUGGUGACAAAUGGGGAGAUGAGGAGCAUGAUGAUGGUGAAAAUUACCAAAUCCUUGAUUCACUUGAUGACCAAACAGAUGAACAGAUGGAUGAUGGGGACCAAGUAGGCAGCUCUGAAACCCAGCUAUCUGAACCUGAGAAAAUCCAGAGUUUUCACGAGGAAACCUUUCAGGUCUUGGACAGUAUCAACAAUGAAGGCAAGGCCUGCCCUGAGGAGUGCAGUGAAAAGGAAAUGGAAACUUCUUUCCAAGUCACAGACAGUGCUACUAAAGACCAAGCAGCUACAGGUCAAGAGGACAGUUACCUGGUCGAAGAUGACGGUUCCACAGUAAAGCAGCUUUCUGAGGAAAAUGUGAAUCAAGUCGUCAACAAAUCUGAUGAUAAAUCUGCAGUUGAAGACGCAAUUAAUAAAAAUCAGGAGGCAAGUAGUGAAGAUAGUUUCCAAGAUACAUGUAGCAAACAAGCUCCAAGGGGUAAGGGAGAUGAAAAGAAGAGAAAACAAAAAGAAGAGGAGGUCAAAUGCAAAGCCUCCAAAGAUGUGGAAAAAACUGAUGACCAAAUCCCAAAUGAUGAAGACCAGCCUCUUAAAGUUAGUGACAACAAAGACACUUUAAAAGACCUUGACAGUGAUGUUUCUGAACAAGAAGCUUUUGAGAUAUUGGAUUCAAUUGACGAUCAGACGGAAUUGGAAGACGAGAGCCAAAAGCUUGAAACUCCCAGUGAUCAGAUGUCUAAAGAAGACAUAAGGCGCAUAGAAGAGGAGGAAGAUACCUAUCAGGUAAUCGACUCUGUUGAAGAUCUGCCAACAACAACAGAGUCAGAGGUUGACAACUGGGAAAAAAGAACCAAGAAAGUGGAGGUGACUGCUCGAAAAGAUGAUAGAUCAUCAAAGAGGAGUUGCCCCAGGACCAGAGCAUCCAAAAGUGAAGAGAAGGAGAAAUCACCAAAGAAACAGGACAGGACAGUUAAAAAAUAUGAAACCCGAACGAAGACGGAUGCCACUGCAGAAGUUUCUAAAAAAGACGAAGAGAUUCAAGAGGUCACUGAGGAGAUGGUGUACGAAAUAGUAGAUUCUGUUGAAGAGGAACCGGUUCAUGAUGCAGCCACCACAGAAAGGUCUGGUAGAAGAAGGAGUGCAAGAGGAAAGAAAGAGGAUAAAAUGACAUUGAAUCUCACUGAGGCAUCUGAAAAACCAGAUGGAGACGAGGAGGCUUCAUAUCAAAUUUUAGACUCUGUGGAGGACGAGACGGCCGCAGAAGAACCGACCAUUAUGACAAGAUCUACCAGAGGAAGAAGGGAAAGAACAACUAAGAAAGAUGCAUCGAAUGAGAAAACAAAAAAAGAGGAUACACCAACAAGGAGGAGGCACGCUCCUACAGCAGAAUCCCGGGGGAAAAUGCCAAAGAAAGAGGAGAAGGCACCUCCAAAAGAGAGCAUGCCAAUAAACAAGAGUGACAUCAUUGAAAGAGAGGUCAGUGAGGAAGAUGCUACCUAUGAAAUAUUAGACUCUGUGGAAGAUGAGGUCGUUAAGGAUGACCGGCCUGCUACAGGAGGAAAAGGAAGAAGGGGAAGACCAAAGAAAGAGGUUAAAACAACAAAAAAAGACACCGUAACACCGAAGAAGGAUGACGGUGAAAAAGUGGCUGAUGAAGAAGAGGUCACAUAUCAGAUUCUUGAUUCCGUGGAGGAUGAAAUGGGUGACGAUCACCCUCCCAGAGAAAAGUCUGACAGUGCAAGAAAGGAGAACAUUUUUAAAAACGACAACAAGCAAAUAAAAAGUGCAUCUUUCGCAGGAUCACCCAAAAAUGACGAGGAGGAAGAGGAGCCAGUUUAUCAGAUCGUAGACUCUCUGGAAGAUGAUCACGUUCAGGAAGAGUUGAUGACCACAGAGGUGUCCAAUAGAGGGAUGAGGGAAAGAAGUAAGACAAAAAAUGAAAUCUGUCCACAAGAGGAGGCACCAGCUGUAAAAGAUGACACACCACCAUGUAGUACCACCAUUGUGGAAAUGUCUGAAAAAGUGGUCGUCAAGGAGGAGAGUCUGUAUCAGAUAAUUGAUGAUUUAGAGGAGGUAAAUAAUGAUCCAUCUGCUACAAAAGAGUCUGGUAUGAGAAAGAAGAAAAGAACACCCAAAACAGACAUUAAGAAAGAGGGCAAAUCAACAACUAAGUCCCAAAGUAAUACCACAGCAGAGGAGAAAAAUCAAAAAUCGUCCAAGAAAAAUGACACAACAGAUGCAACGAGCGCUCUGGUGAACCUGGAUGAAGUGAGCGAUGAGGAGGAUGAUUACCCUGAUGACACGGCUGAGGAGGAAGAAUUGAGGAAGAGGCAAGCUGCCGCUAAAGAGAAGCAGCUCACCAAGGAUCGAGAGAAGGAGCGGAAAGAGAGGAGGACCAGGGAGAAAGAAGAGAAGGAGAGGGAGCGAAGUAGCCAGAGCAGCAGCAGCAGAGGAGGAAGGGGCAGCAGUGGGGGAGGGACGAGGAAGGCGAAGGAGAGGGGGAGGGAAAAGGAAGAGAACGUAGAGGUAGACACAGAGGAGAUGGUGACUCUGGAUGAGGUGGGAGCAGAUGAGGUUGGAGAGGAAAGAGCGGCACAGGAUCAAGAGUGGGAUGAGGAGAUCACAGAAGGAGACCUGCAGGCGCUCGUCACUCUGGAUGAAAUAACAGAGGAGGAGGAAGAGGAGGGAAAGGUUGAGCAAAGCACACAAAUCAAAUCCAUGGACUCCUUAAACCCAGAGACUUUGGUGACUUUAGAUGAAGCAGGUGAUGAUGAGGAAGAGAAGGCAGAUGAAGAUGAAGCUGAGAAAUCCUCAAAAUCCUCAAGAUCUGCUAAACGCAAACACGAUGACACAGAGGAGAGUAUUAACUUUGUGACAGUAGACGAGGUGGGAGAAGUUGAAGAGGAGGAAGAAAAGGAAACUACCAGGACAAGAGGUCAAGCCAAGAAGAAAACCAGACAGACCCCUGUGAGAAAAUCUACUAGGGGGAAAAAAAUUGCUGCAAAAGAUGAGAGAGAAGAUGAAAAGGAAUCAGCUGCCUGUGAUGUACCCCUUCCCACUUCACUCAAUGCCUCUUCAUCAUUGGACAAAGAUCCAUCGGCGUUGUCAAGUGACAGCCAGCAAGACAUCCAGAAGGCAGAGGCGAAAGGAGCGAGCCGUGCUCACAUCGAUGCCGCCUCUGCUGGGCAGGACCUGCACCCUGAGAACCACAGCCUGGAAGAAUGUAGUGAGGAAGGAUGGAGCAAGGUGGACAUCAAAGCUGUUAGUAAAAGGAAGGAGGAGCUUGUCGGACCUGAAGCAAAGAGAUCUCGUUCUCAUUCUCCUUGUGUUGCUGCUGAUUUCAAACUGCCACCAUUCAACCCCAACAACCCCCUGGGUCAGGAGUUUGUGGUCCCCAGAUCGGGGUAUUUCUGUAAUCUCUGCUCUGUUUUCUACCUGAACGAGAGCACCGCCAAGGAGCUCCACUGCAGCAGCCAGAGACACUACGACAACCUGCAGAAACAUUACCAGAAGCUUCAACAGAAACCAUCAGGAAGUUCAACACAAAAAUCUCAAGGCUCCGUUUCUGAUUGAUCCAGACUUCGGCUACUAAACUUUUUUGAAAUAAAAACGUGAAAACA
Xiphias gladius (swordfish) is the source of this 11601-nucleotide messenger RNA. RefSeq lists its product as uncharacterized. NCBI's taxonomy places the organism in Eukaryota, Metazoa, Chordata, Actinopteri, Istiophoriformes, Xiphiidae. The coding region runs from base 410 to 11554 and encodes 3714 amino acids. The transcript has 34 exons. The record is from RefSeq and is a predicted model, not a curated record. Gene Ontology annotation, cellular component: nucleus. Gene Ontology annotation, molecular function: nucleic acid binding; zinc ion binding.